UGUAGUCGCGUGGCGUGUUUCUAAACUUCUUGUGCUUUGUUGAAGUGCAUUUAAGCGUUUAAACUCUUGUAUUGUGGGCCAAACGGAAAUCAACAAACAAUCAUCUGUCGCUGACAAUAUUUUUUUUUGAAAAACAACAAAUUGGAUGAAAUUGUCGAAGAUUUUAAAGGUAUUGUCUCAUCCUGAAAUGUAGGUCGCAUGUGUGAGGGUUGUUGUCUCGUGCAUAAAUCUAGUGUAGAAAAUAACUCAAAAUUAGAUUUAUAGAUGACUUGCCUUGUUUACGUUUUGCUAGCAGGCAGAUUUGGUCGAGCGCUUUUAGAGAAUCCCAACAGCAAUAACGUAAUUUCAUUGACGUUUUGCUUCUUAUAUUUUUGAAGCUAAUCAAGUCGACGGCGUGGAUUUUUUCAAUUUAGAACCACAUAAUAUUUAUCAGAUGAUUCCUCAAAUGAAACUUCACUAGAAAUUUAUGAAGGAACGAUGGAAUUUGCACAAUUAUAAAAUGCUGUCUGCUAUUAAAAAGACAAAGCAAAAGAAUGUCAGCAGUAUCCUUGAAGAGCUGGAGGAUUGUCAAGUUGAAGAUGAGAAAGAGGUCAAGAACCGGUGUAUAAUGGCAUGUUUGCCUUAUGUGUUAGAUGACCAAUGCACCCAUCGAGAUAUGAACAAAAAGCUAUUUUGGGACAUUGUUGAUGGUAAAAGCUUGGGGGAAGUUCAAGAGAUCAUUAACAAAAGUUCGUCUCCUGGACUCCUAUCAACAGAAACAUUAAGAAACAUUCAUUCAAUAAUGUUGGUGGCUAAGGGGAUGAUUGUGGCAAAGCUGAAAACGGAAAAUAUUGUCAACGCAGUUAUUAUUUUACUUAGUUCUUUUUAUACUUUUAAUGCUGAGUAUGCUAAAGGUGUUAAUGGACAUUGCAAAAAUGUAUUAAUCCUUUUGGAAAAUUUGCUUUUAAAUUCAAAAUGCAAUUGUAAGGCUCAAUUGCCAACUUUUGUCGAUCAUUUUAUUUCUUCUAUGAAGUAGAAAACUUUUGUAGUGUUAAAUAAUGGCAUGUAGUAGAGAUUUUAAGUAUUCUGUGUUUGCAAAAAAUGUGCUAAAUUGAUUUAACCAUUAAUUUAACCAUUUUUGUUUUUGGUAUUUUUGACCAAUUUAGGAAUUGGUUGUUUUGACCUAUAAAAAUUGUUCUUCUCAGGUGCAUUCAAAUGACCAUUUUUUUUGGUCAUUUUGACCAAUCUAUUUUUACUGUGUAAAACAUUGGAUUCCAGGGUUAGAAAAUUACUUGAUCAUAAAACUAAAUGGCAUUUUCAAAUCUUGAAAAAGUUUGACGUAAAAUAAUAUUAAAUAUAUAAUUUUAUUUUGACUAUGUUGAUUAAAUCUACUUCAUUCAGUAGCUAAAUAAUUGCAGGCUACCAACAUGUA
Messenger RNA from Xenia sp. Carnegie-2017, 1411 nucleotides. RefSeq lists its product as uncharacterized. The transcript is spliced from 3 exons. NCBI's taxonomy places the organism in Eukaryota, Metazoa, Cnidaria, Anthozoa, Malacalcyonacea, Xeniidae. The record is from RefSeq and is a predicted model, not a curated record. The coding region runs from base 467 to 1015 and encodes 182 amino acids.